Messenger RNA from Phycomyces blakesleeanus NRRL 1555(-), 321 nucleotides. RefSeq lists its product as hypothetical. The record is from RefSeq and is a predicted model, not a curated record. Gene Ontology annotation, molecular function: protein tyrosine/threonine phosphatase activity; MAP kinase tyrosine/serine/threonine phosphatase activity. The annotation marks the transcript as partial. Gene Ontology annotation, cellular component: cytoplasm. The transcript has a single exon. Gene Ontology annotation, biological process: negative regulation of MAPK cascade; protein dephosphorylation. NCBI's taxonomy places the organism in Eukaryota, Fungi, Mucoromycota, Mucoromycetes, Mucorales, Phycomycetaceae.
UUAUCACCAUCAUCCGUAUCUUCAAUUGGUUACAAGAAACUCCAAUGGACACAUAACCAAGAAAACAUCACUUCCGAACUAAACAACCUGAUUGGCUCAAUUGAUCAGGCACGAUCCCGCGGUCAGGCUGUACUGGUACACUGCCAGUGUGGUGUGGCCCGAUCAGCGACAAUCAUUAUUGCCUAUGUGAUGAAGAUGAUGAAUCUGUCGAUGGACAAGGCCUACACACACGUCAAGUCACGAGCACCGGCAAUUAGUCCAAAUAUGCAUCUGAUUUACCAGCUGCAGAAAUACGAACGGUCUCUUUCGAACAGUCCAAUC